AUGGUCUUUGCGGAGGAAGUGAGUAGUUUCUCCCAUUUCUGUAUACCAGCUGGAGCCCAGUGCACAACCUACGGAGAAUGUAUUGUUCACUCUGAGUGCUCUGCCUCUCAUGGUGGUGAAUGCCAGUGCAAAAAGGAAUACUUUCAGAAGGAUGGCAAGUGCCUGGUGAAGAAACCUCCUGGACAUGGAUGCGAAGCGGAUGCUGAAUGUGUGGACGAUUCCAUAUGCUCUCCUCUGACUGGACUGUGUCAGUGCAUCCGGGGGCUGUUUGUGGCCGGAGCACAGUGCAAAGCACUGAUAGAUGCAGGUCAGCCUUGCACGAGUCUGGGUCAGUGUGUGGUCAAUGCAGAGUGCACGUCCAAUUCAGGAGGCCUUUGUGACUGCGCUCAAGGCUAUUUUAAUUAUGGAGGUGUGUGUAAAGAAGUGCUGCCUGCAGGAGCUUCGUGCACAGGACGGGGACAAUGUGUAAACAACGCCGAGUGCUCAUCAGAAACAGGCGGCACAUGCGACUGCAACGUGUCAUUCUACAAACACAACGCCACGUGCCUUCCGGUCAUAUCCGCUGAUAAACCUUGCACCAAAAAAGGACAAUGUGUGCAGUUCGCUGAAUGUUUAUUGGGCAACGAAACUGGUGUGUGUACCUGUGACGUAGGCUUCUUCCAGCAAGAUGGAAACUGCCAGGAACUGUCCCGUGUAGGAGGCCCUUGCCAGGGCCCUCACCAGUGCGUUGAAAAUGCUUCUGAAGAUCACUCUGGGCAGUCUCUGGCAUUUAGCUUUGGAGCAGGUGGAUACAACACGAUAUGCGAGCCCUACAUCGCAGUGGGAAAGCCGUGUACACAGAAAGGUCAAUGUGUUCCACAGGCUGAAUGUUCCGCCGGAAGUGGCGCCGCCUGGGGUUCCUGUAUGUGUAGUCCUGGUUACUACAGUGCUGAGGGCGCAUGCUUUGCAAGGAUUCCUGCUGAGGGCGAAUGCACUGCCCUCGGCCAGUGUGCAGACCAUGCAGAAUGUUCGAUGGAUACUGACUUAAACAAAGAAAUAUGCAAAUGCAUGGCUGACUUCUAUGCCCUCAACGGCCAGUGUUGGCCCACUGUCGAUGCUGGCAAGCCAUGCACAGGCUGGGGACAGUGCGUGCCCAACGCCCAGUGCUCCACGGACCGGGGAGGCACAUGCGACUGCUCAGAAGACUUUUAUCAAAACAGAACUCGCUGCCUGGAGAGAAAUCGUGUAGGAGACCGGUGCGAUGUUGCGUCACAGUGCGUGAAGUUCGCUGUCUGUCAGGUGGAGAAUGGCAGUCUGUGUCAGUGUGACGCAAACCAUGUGGAGAAAAACGGGCGAUGUGAAGUUCCGCCGGACGACGGCACAACUGAAGAAGGUGCCAGUGAAACUGGGUCAAACAUCGUGUUGAUUGUCGCCAUCGUCGUGGGCUUGCUGCUUUUCCUCCUGACUUUGACUUGCUGCCUCUUCUUCUUGUGUGCUAGACGCCGGAAAAAGAACAAGAAAAACAGAGAAGAUGUCGGCUCAUUCACUGAUUCAGCUCUAAGUGACAGCACCAGCAGCAGCAGGAUCCCAAAGCCAUAUGCCAACUACGCUGUGCCUUUCUACUACCCAGCAACCCGCUCUGUCAGCAGCCUUCCCUUUUCAGACAUGCCUAUCUAUAUGCAGGACCUGACCCUGGCAGAUACAGAGGAAAGUGCAAGCGCCUACAUCUGA
This is a messenger RNA of Pomacea canaliculata, 1710 nucleotides long. RefSeq names its product platelet endothelial aggregation receptor 1-like. NCBI's taxonomy places the organism in Eukaryota, Metazoa, Mollusca, Gastropoda, Architaenioglossa, Ampullariidae. Bases 1 to 1710 code for a protein of 569 amino acids. The transcript is spliced from 10 exons. The record is from RefSeq and is a predicted model, not a curated record.